Podarcis lilfordi (Lilford's wall lizard) is the source of this 5846-nucleotide messenger RNA. NCBI's taxonomy places the organism in Eukaryota, Metazoa, Chordata, Lepidosauria, Squamata, Lacertidae. The record is from the annotation of a GenBank genome assembly.
AUGGUUUUGCUCCAUGUGAAGAAUGGUGAUGAGAGCCAAUUUCUGCUGGAGACAACAGGCAGCAUUUCCAUUGAAGAUUUAACACAGGAAGUGACCAAGAUUUACAAUGGAAGGCUCAAAGUUCAUCGUGUUUGUGCAGGUGUGAAAUGUAUCCAUUUGCCUUCCUACCCACCCCAACUUUCUUGUGGAAAAUGAGCAUUUUCUAUGGCAAUGCUUCCUUCCUAAUCCCUAUGGGUUACUUAUGCCAUGCAAGGGUUAGUGUUUUUGAUGGCACUGACGAGCUGCGUAAAUUUGCUGACAGUUUGGUGUUUUUUUCUGUUAGGAAUUGCUAUCUUUAAGAAAAUAAAAUAAAAGCCUUUUAAUGGUUCUUUGAAUUACCCACAUAGGAUUCAUAGAUGAAGGAACAAUAGACUUCUUAAAUCAUGUCUGUAGGAUAUACUUUAAGCUAAUAUUCUAAUUCUACAACAGCCCAAUUUUUGUUUUUCAGAUAUUUAGCAAUCUCUGCCAAAUAAGAGAGCCAAAGGUGCCUGCUUAAAACAUUUCUGCUUAAGCAUGCCUAGCCAGACAUGAAGAAAUUAUGUGUGCUUUUAUCUCUUUUUAGUUUAUUGUUGGUUUUAGUUUUGAAUUUUUAAAAAUACAGUCGUACUUUGGAAAUCGAAUGGAAUCCGUUCCGGAAGUCCGUUCAACUUCCAAAAUGUUCAAAACCAAAGUGCAGCUUCUGAUUGGCAGCAGGAAGGUCCUGCAGGCAAUAGGAAGCCACAUCGGACGUUCGGCUUCCAAAAAUAGUUUGCAAACCGGAACAGUCACUUCUGUGUUUGCAAUGUUCAGGAGCCAAAAUGUUCGGGAACUAAACUGUUCGACUUCCAAGGUAAGACUGUACCUGUUUUUAACUGUUUUUAUUGAUAAUUGUAAUGUUGGGUUUUUUGUAAACUGCUUUGAACUUUUUAUUAAAAUCAAGAGGUAUAUGAUUUUUCUUAAAUAAUUUAAAUAAAUAAAGGGUAAUUGACAUAAUUUUAUCAUCUUAUCCCAUUCUCUGGGGUUUUUUUUAUAGAAAUAGAAACACUGGCAGAACAUGGUAUUUUCUUACCUCCUAACAUGCAAGGUCUGACAGAUGAGCAAAUAGAAGAGCUGAAGCUGAAGGAUGAAUGGGCAGAAAAAUGUAUUCCAAGUGGUGGAAGCGUCUUUAAAAAAGAUGAAAUUGGACGAAGAAAUGGGCAUGGUAAAUAAAUGUACCUUAAGCAUACAUGACUUUUUUGUAUAUAAUUAGCCAAGAGAGGAUUCUAUAAGAAAUUUAUUUAGUAUUUUGAUACUGCAUACCUUUUCAUGUUGAAAAAUGACUGUAGGUUAUGUAAAUAAUGCUAGUUAUGUUAUUUGCGUUAUCAGACUUAACAUAUUUGCAACGGUAUAUAAAAACCAUUCUCAGGACCUUUCUAUUGAAUCCAAAAAGUGUGCCUGUUUUUUAUGCUUAGCGCUAUAUUCUGGCAAGCCCCAGUUCAACGUCAGUAGCAAGAUACAUACUAUAAUAGACAGUGGGACAAUGUAGCUAUUAUGUUCUGGAUAAGUGAGCUGUUAUAAAGUAACUUAAAUUGGUUGCCUAAAAUGAAGCAGUACUGCUAGGAAAGGGAAGGAGCUCUUCAAUCUUUUAGCAUCAGAUGAGCCUGAAUUCCUCUAACAAAAGCUGCGCAUUUCAUGAUUUGGAUUCAGAAGUUCUCUUUGCAGCUAAAAGUCACUUCCAUUUGUUCACACCCCUUUUCCACCAUUUCACCCCAUUUCAAAGGGUCUUCCAGAGGCUGCAGAGUGGCUGAAAUCAGGAAAGCACUGCUGUAUGAGUAGAAUAUCAUUUGCACUUCUUUAGAACCAAUUCUCUGUCUGCACCAUUCAGAAAUGACAUCAUUCAGAUUAUUUUGUGCCAAUAAAUAGGUGCAAAAUUUAACAUACAAGGCAGUCUUUAUACUUACUAAAUGUAUAUAUUAUAUUUUUAAAAAUUAAAAAAUGCCAACAAUAUCAAUGGGUGUGCUCGGAAUGAAUAAGAAUAUGAGGUUUAAUGAUGCCUGGCUUAAGAGAGACAUUUACAGCGGCAACAUUUUAUGUAAAAAUAUUGCUUUUUAUAUAGUCAGCCUGCAUAUAAUACCAUAUCAUAUUAAAUGCAGAUUUCUUAUUUUAAGCUCCAAAUGAAAAAAUGAAACAGGUUUUAAAAGCAACAGUAGAAGAAGCCAAGGCACUAAUAUCUAAGGUAAGAUACUUCUAUAUUUUUGUAUGGCAUUUGAGGCAAUUAAUUAACAUUUUAAAAUUUGGACUUAAUUUUAUCAAACAGCUCAUGUUAACGUACCUAUUCAAAGGUCAUAAAGAUCUCUGUAUGACCAAAAUCAGCAACAUUUUGCCACUCCAGUGUAGCUGUGGCAGUGUCACAUUGCAAGCCAAUCAACAAUAUCACCCCAUGGCUUGGCGGUGUGGAUUAGAAAUACCAGUAGCUUUGUAGAAUAUUUGACCUUAUUGACUGUUGUAUAUUUUAAGUUUCUUUUGAAUACUUGUACAGAAAAAGCAGUUUGUAGAUGUUUAAUCCCCGCCCCUUCUUUCCAAUCAAAAAUAUCUCAUGGAGUAGAAAUAAAGGUAUUGUCCACAAGGAGUCUCUCUUCUCCUAGCUUCACAUUUCCUUUUGAGGGUGGAGUUGUGAAUUAAAAGUCCAUUAAAAUAUAUAAUGUAAAUCUAUACAUUCUAUUGAUUUUAGUGGGAAAGUGGAGCAAAUGCUCAAUUUUCCCCCUUAGUGGUCAGUGAACCUUUUAUUGUCCUCUGAGUAAACCAUGCUGCUGGCUUGCUCCAGAAACUUUUAUCACUUUGGAAAAAAUGGUAAACACUGCAUAAAAGAGGUGAUUCUGCAUCCAAUUUUGCAUUGACAGCAAGUCUGGGUCUUAUACAUAUCUGCCACAGAUCUUUUCAAUAGAAUUUUGACAAGAGAUUUCAUUUUUAUCUUAGCCAAUAUUGUGUACAGUAAAACAAACAUUUGAUCCUUUAUGUAUCAGGCAGAAAAGCUAAGUGUGGCUUUCUUUGUUACUUGGCUUUCCUCAAAUGUCAUGCUGAGUCACAUUGUGAACUGCAAGGAUAACAUUCUUUCCUCUGUGCUUUGUUGGUUUGUUAAAUUAAAUGUCUUCUGUCUGUAUUUCAGAAACAAGUGCAAGCCAAUGUGUGUGUUAAUAAGGAUAUGGUGAAAGAUGCACUGGACCAGCUCCGAGGAGCUGUAAUGAUUGUUUACCCAAUGGGACUCCCUCCAUAUGAUCCAAUUAGAAUGGAGUUUGAAGAUAAAGAAGAUCUGUCAGGAACUCAUGUAAUGAUUUACUUGGGUUACAUGGUUUCUAAUUUUAAAAAUAUUGCCCUUCCUGGAAUUAAAAAGUCUGUGCUUUUGCAGAACAUGUAGUCAUUUGUGUGUUAUUCGUGUAAUUAUUUGAUUUAUAUUCUGCUCCAUCCCAAAGGUUACUAAGUGCACUAAGUGACUUGUACAGCUUAAUAUGUUUUGAAUUAAAAAUGGCUUUUCCUCUUGCUGCAGUUGUUCUUCUGGUUAGAGACUGGGACCAAAGUGUCCUUUCCCUUCCCUGUAUACUGCAGGGCAAGUAACCAUUUCUGCAGACUUAUUUUUUGAAAGGCAGCAGGGAGAGGUAGUAUUAUAUUAUAAUGAUUUCAGGUUUGUGAAAAUUUGGUGAGUUAAUAAACAUUUGUUAGAAAUCAUGAAAUUCCCUUUAAUUACCAUUUAGCUUUUUUUCUAGGAUAACACAGUUUAUUUGUUUAUUUAAGAUCCAUCUUAAAAAUGGAUUUGAAAUUGGAACAUAAAUGCUGAAGUCUGCAUUGAUGAAACCGAUACCACAUCACACAUAAAUAAAAAUUGAGCAAGAAAACAAUGAAUUAAUUAGAACUGAUUUCCUGUCACAAUGAAAUCUGUGUACCCUUAGAUCCCAGUACAUGUCAUCUCACAGAAUCAAUCACUUGAUAAACAAAAAUCAGUGAUGAUGUUGUACUUAAGGCUGCCUGUUUUAGUUCAUGGUUCACUUAAAAAAUAGUAAGUAAGGCUAUAUCCUCUGCAUAGUAGUACUUCACCAAUAAUUGAAUAUGUGCAUUCUUUGAGAGUGUUUACUUUCCAUCAUCAGCAAUGGAUUUUGUACCUGUUUAUUAUUUUUUUAAAGGACGGAGGGACAGUUUCCUACACUGCAAAGUUUGUCUUAGUCAUUAUAUUUGUUUAUUUUUUAGUGAUGAAAUGGAUAUCUGUCUGUUAGACAAGUUGUUCCCACUGCUAUGAAAAAGUUUAAUCUGCAAUCUGUGUAUUUUAAGCUUCCUGGUGUCCUCCAGAUGUUUUGGACUGUAAUUCUGUGCUGACUGGGGCUGAUGGAAGUUGUAGUCCAAAACAUCUGGAGAUCAGGCUGGUAUAUUUGUUGAAACCACUAAGCAUUUCAUGACUUAAUUUGUCAUAGGCUGCACUUGAGGUUAUUGAGGAACCAGAGGCACAACUGUGGUGGGCAGCAAAAGAACUGAAGAGAACAAAGCAGCUUUCUGACUAUGUGGGCAAAAAUGAGAAAACCAAAAUUAUUGUGAAGAUACAGAAAGUAAGUGAAACUCUUGAUACAUUUCAGUGCAUUUCAUUUCUCUUUUGGUGUCUUGGAACAAACCAUGACACCAUACUCAUUGGGCCAAGAAUAGCUAUUUUUCUAACCUGGGUGCAGUGUAAGAAAUAAUUUUUAUUAUAUUAUACAGCACCCCUUGAGGCACACAUGACAAGGGGGUAUUAGAGAUGUGCUACUUGAUCUCAAGUUGUUUUUGAAGUAUAGGAAGCCUUUUUGAGUGAAUCCAAGGAUGACUAUAAGGAACGUAUAUGGCAUUUGUGGCCUUCCAGAUGUUGUUGGACUUCAGCUCCCAUCAGCCCAAGCCAGUAUUGAUGAUGGGAGCUGGUGUCUAACAAAUAUUUAGAGCAGCCUCUCUCAACCUUGGGUCUCCAGAUGUUGUUGAACUACAACUCCCAUCACCCCUAGCUAGCAAGGCUAGAGUUCAGGGAUGAUGGGAGUUGUAGUCCAACAACAUCUGGGGACCCACAGGUUGAGAACUGCUGAUUUAGAGGGUCACAGUUCCCAGUCUCUGCUGUAAGGAAAGACCUGGAAUAAACGUAUAGGCUUUUGUUUAUCAAUAAGCACCUGAAUAACUUAUUUUGUGCAGCAGUUCUCCUAUACUGCUAUGCUUGUUGCUUGUACACCCACCCUUAAAACCCAAUUGAAAUUAUUUUUUCUCCUGCUGCUUGUGCUUCUUCAAUUCUAUAUUUCAUAAUGGCAAAAUCCUUAUCAUUAUAAUAGAUGAUGUAUGUAUGAAGGCAAGGACCAUAAGUUCCUCUGCAAACAUAGUUGUGCCCUCCUGUGAAAUGUCAUUUAGGCCCUAGCUGUCAUGGGGGACAGGGAUCUUUUCACAACAGGUUCACAGGUAAUUGGCAGGCAGUGACUUAAACCAUGGUUUAUUAUGUCACAGAAUAGUUAAAAGUGCCAGUGAGUACAAACUUGCUUUAUUUUUCCAGAAAGGACAAGGAGCUCCAGCCCGUGAGCCUGUCAUAAGUGGUGAAGAACACAAACAGAUGAUCCUUUUUUAUCACAGAAGGCAAGAGGAACUCAAGGUAUCUAGGGUUUAUUGUGGUAUUUAUGCUGUUGAAAACAAUGCAGGUAAACAUUUUUGCAGUUUUAAACACAUUUUCUUUGCUAUUUCCCCAACAGAAAUUGGAAGAAAAUGAUGAUGAUUCAUUUUUAGAUUCUGAAUGGGCUGACAGUCAUGCCUUGAAAAGACAUUUUCAUGGUGUAAAGGACAUUAAGUGGAGACCCAAAUGA